AUGAACCCAUCAGCCAGUCGUGUAACGAGCGAGCCGUUGAGCUGUGUGUUUCGCGAAACGCGAAUCGCGGUUCUGUCGGAGCCGAACUAUCACACCCACCGUAUUAUAGUUGAGCUCAAACUCCGGCUCAACUAUAUAUUUGAGAAAGAUCAUUAUGAUCUCGACUCAGUCAAACAAGAACUCGACCCCAGAAAUCCCACUCUGAUCUUCCCACAAAUCAUGAGUUCAAUCAGUAUAGACCGGGUCCUGUACCAAGAAGAUUAUCGCAAAUACAAGCUUGUUCGGAAAGAACUCGCUUUGUUUCUGCAUUCCCAAAAACUCGAUGCCACCGAUCCAAAGCUGUUUAUAUUGCUAGCUCGGAACGUACACUCAAAUGGUCUGAAUUUGUACUUGCCACUGAUGCUGGCAGAAAUGAGCGAUUCUUCUGAUGUUGCAACUAGCUACAAAGUGUUAUCACAUUUUAAACACCACGAGCAGUUUCCCACCUUAUUACAAAAUUCAAAUGGGAUCACUCAAUCUUCCUUCACUCUUCGACCCAACGACAUAUGUCACUGGAAUCUAGUCAUCUCUGUGACACAGUAUCUAAUGGCCAGCGCCAGACCCUCUGGUGACUACUCUCAUCUAACGAGGCAGCAAAGACAAAAAAGAUUCAAUGGUGAAAAGGCUAAAAUUGCAGCUAAGGAAUUCCUGGAUAAUCCGCGAUCCUCGAAAACCAUCGUGGCCUCUCGGUACGAAGUUUCCUUGUCUACACUGAACGACGCUAUCAAGAGACUUCAGCGUCAGCGCGACUUGACUUGCGACGAAAAUGCAGGACAUAUCACCGACUACAGACAAACCACAGACAAAACCGCUCGCAAAAGAGUGGCUAGUGUUGCCCUUUUAAAUGUACUUAACUCCCAAGUGUCUCCAUCAAAAAGAUGCAAGUUGGUUUCUCAGGUAAGCUUCAAAUAUAACAUCCCAGAGAGAACGCUUCGCGAUAGACUGAAAGAUGUCAAUCCAAGUAUCUCGAGAGUAGCAGAGGGAAUAAGACGGCGUAAAUUGUCACCAUCAGUCGAGCAAUUCCUCACAACAUUCUAUGCCAUAAGCAACCUGCAAAAUUCGCAAAUCACUGUUAAGGAGGCUGACGCUAUUUGUGAGCUGAUGGCUAACACAACUGGCUGCUCUGACAUUAAACUACUGGAUCGUCCUCCCGGAGACAGCGAAACAAUCAAUCUGCCUGAAAUGCUUCGAAAUCAGGAGGUUCAAUUGGGGCGCAAUUUUGGCUGGAGAUUCCGUCAACGCAAUGGGUUUGCGUCUUCCAAGGCAAAGCGUAUGGACAAGAACAGGUUGAAGGCGUCUGAUGUUAAUAACAUUGCGAUGUGGCUCAAUGAAGACGCGUUCAAAUUUCUAAGUUCAACUUCCGCAGAACUUAUUUUCAACGCGGACGAGAUCGGGUUUGCUCACACUAUGAACACCGUGAACCAAUACUCACGAUAUGUGAGUAUGAACAGUUCCAAUAAAGGUCAAAGAAAAGGUGUUGUUUACAAGGUGAAAGAGACAGAAAAUCAUCCAAAGACUUUGACAACGGUAACAGCAUGCGUCUCAGCAGCAGGUGCAAUUGUACCUCCCAUGGUGACAGCUGCUUCUUCCAUUGCCAAAUAUAAAAAUGAUUGCCAUCUUUUCAAUCCGCGCUUUGAGGCUUUAGCGCGUUCCAAACUACAACCUGGGGUAGAUAAGAAUGUUAACAUUCUUUUCACAUCGAAUGGUUGGAACAACCCCGCGGCGUUCUUGGAAUACGUGAAAUGGUUUGAUGCCCAUACCCUUCAUAUAGCGCGCCAAAAUAGUCCAGAGGGUUCACUCUGUCAGCGCGUUCUCAUAGUGGACAACCAUUUUUCGCAUUACUGUCCAGCAGUUCUAGACUUUGUCACUAAAAGACGAAUUGUCCUACUACUACUACCGCCUAAUACUACGCAUGUCCUGCAACCUUUGGAUGUCGGUGUUUUCAGUAAUCUAAAGAAAAAAGUUCGUGCUUUAGCCACUGAAUGGUGUCCGAAACCCAGCGUGGGACCAGAUGGGAAACCUAGAUAUGGUCACUUUGACAUUUUAUGCAACUUCAUGAAUGCACUUAAUCAUACGCUCUUGCACGACUUUGAACAAUCGACCAUAUCUCAGGCUUUCAAAACCGCAGGUAUCUUCCCGCCCGAGAGAUCAUUGUUCAACCCGGCUGUCAGAAACGUAAUGAAGCAUUUCGAUUCUCACGCCAGGAUGAAAGAUAUAUUCCUGACGAACAUUCUACCGCUGAAUCACACCACUGGAUCACGGCCGCGUACGGUCGCUGGAGCACGAAUCACAAGUGAUGACAGUUCUUCAAAUACCGAAAGUUCCCUGGGCUCUCUAAUUCCACUAAUCAGGAAUGAGGCGUUCUUCAUAGGAGAAGAACAGUUAGAAAGCUUAGACUACCUUUCUGUCAAUUUAGAAGACAUACUUCAUCCUAAUCCUGUGCUCGAAGAGGAAGAAUUUGAAAGUAGUAAAGAAAUUGGGAACUCGAAUGAAGCGCAGCAGCGUGCUGAACCUCAGCCUACGCUAAACCAUGACUUUCUCUCAAAAUUCACGUUUGAGGACGUGUUGAAACUGAUCACUGACCUAAUUGGCGGCGGGAACAGUGAUGAGGGAAUGUCAUUGAUUCCUAAAUUGAUGGAGAGGCUAGAAAAAUGCUCAGAAAUAGCCUUUGCUAACAAUUCGCAUCUUACAAUAACCAAAGAGCUUUUCCUAGAGCAGCAGACCAAUGUGAUGGGAAUAGUGAUGUACCUAAUAUAUUUUGGCGCCUGCUUUCUUGGGCUACGCGAACAAACGAAGAUUGAAGAAGCGCUGCAGGUUUACGAAGCGAAAACUGAUACAGCGACAGCUACCCAUUUUUCUGGUGGAGCCAUUCUUAACACCGAUGUGUUGAGAGAUUUAUCCAAAAAGCAGUUUUUUAAACUGUUUCCCAAAGUGUCAGGAAAUGUUGAUCGCGAUUUAUCCCGGAAAAUCGCCCUUAUUCAAAGCUCAGCUCAAAAUUCGGCCUCCAUGAGCGAAGAACUUGUCAAUGAGUUAGGUUCUAGCGUCUGGGAAUUUUUACAAAAGAUGGUCAAAAACGAAAAGUCCGUUCUGUCGUUGCAACCCGAGGACUUGAAGAGAAAAGUCCUUUCUACAGCGCUCAAUGCACCCGAGGCAUUAGCAAAAGCUGCUACCGUUCAAAGCAUGUUUGACCAUAGUGGUAAAUUGCCAUUCAGUAAAAAGCACCUGCCAUUAGUGUCCAAAAUCGAAAGCCUAGGAUCUGUUCCAGUUGAGCUUCUGGAUGCAACGUUAUCGGAGGCAGAGUUCGAGUCGAGGCUAUCUGCUUUACGCGAAGUAGCAGCGGGUGCUCUUUUAGAGCUGAGCACGAUAGAAGAUGAGGAGGACGACGAUGACUCUCUGGAAGGAGACACCAUGACCGAAAACGAUUCAUUUGACGUGGAGGAAAGAAAUCAAAGGCUACUCCAAAACUGGUUUCUGGUGUACCAUGUGGACAAUGUGGUAGGCCGUAUCACAAAACACAGGGAAAACAUGAGGUUGAAGUCUCAAAAUCUGAUGUACAGGCAGAAAAUCGAUGCUUUAACGCGGGCCAUUUCGGAGAUGGCGAACAAUGCGCGGCAUUCGAGCAACCAUGUUUUUUACGAAGAUCCAGAACCGAUGUUCGAUUACGGAGUAGUGGACAAUCCAUUUUUUUAA
Lachancea meyersii CBS 8951 is the source of this 3729-nucleotide messenger RNA. The record is from the annotation of a GenBank genome assembly. NCBI's taxonomy places the organism in Eukaryota, Fungi, Ascomycota, Saccharomycetes, Saccharomycetales, Saccharomycetaceae.